AUGAAUACCAGAGACAUUCAUCGACACGUAAAAAGGUGUCCAAAGCGCACAAUGAAUUUUAACGCCUCAUCACGUCCAAUGCGCAUGCGCGACGGGGUGACGCACCCGGAACUAGCAGCAUGUCGCUGGAGGACCCGUUUUUCGUCGUGAAAGGGGAGGUACAGAAGGCCACGGCGCGGGCACGCAGCCUGUUUGACAGGUGGGAGGAGCUUCUACAAGAUGGAACUCAGGUGAGUCGUGAUGAGCUGGAUUGGAGCACCAACGAGUUGCGCAACUGUCUGCGAGCCAUCGACUGGGACCUGGAGGACCUGAGCGAGACCAUCAGUAUCGUGGAGUCAAACCCGGGGAAGUUCCGCCUGGGCGAUGAGGAGCUUCAGGAGAGGAGGGAUUUCGUGGAGAAGACCAGGAAGUCCGUACAGGAGAUGAAGGAUCAAUUGUCGAGUCCAUCGGCUGCGGCUCAGGCAGAGAAAAAAAACAAGCAGGCGUCGUUCGCUCCGUCGGCGUCGGACCGCUCCACGCAACUGGAUGCCCACCUGGUGUCCGCCAAUUCCAGAUACAUCCAAGAGCAGCAGGAACAGCAGCAGCUGAUUAUGCAGGAGCAGGAUGAUCAUCUGGAGCUUGUUUCCGGAAGCAUCCGGGUCCUCAAAGACAUGUCGGGACGUAUCGGUGACGAACUGGACGAACAGGCUGUCAUGUUGGGGGACUUUGCCGACGAGAUGGACCAGACGUCAUCACGUAUGGACUCUGUGCUCAAAAAGAUGGAGAAGGUCUCGCACAUGACCAGCAGUCGGCGGCAGUGGUGCGCUAUCGCCGUGCUGGUCUCCAUCAUGAUUGUCGUCCUCAUCCUCUUCUUCGCCCUCUGAUGCCGGCGCGACUCCCAAACUCUGAUUGACACGCGGGACCCACAAAGGACCGGCCAAUUUUUUUUCUUUACCCCUGGGCCCGAAGAAGGGAAAAGUACGCCGGCUCGAGCUAUCCGGUAGGAAUCGAACGCAUGUGGCGCAGUCAGGUUGUGGCUUCGAUCAGCAGAGGGCGCUCUGGUAGGAAAGCGCCACACGCCACCUCAGGAAGUUCAAGGUUGAGACUAAGCUCGUCUUUUUUUUUUUUUGUAUACCAGCAAAAAAGUCAACAAAUUUCAAACAAAUGUCUAAAUAUUGGCAAACACAUUUUCACAUUAAAAAAAAUACUCUGUGGAAGAAAAAAAAUUGAAACCUUUCGAGAAUAAAAUAAAUUUUGGAAGAACGCCAUAGUAUUUUGAACACCUUCUUUUCUGAGCGAAAAAUUGUUAAAUUACGAGAAAACUUGUAAUGUUUUGAGAAUCAUCAAUGUUAAAGGAGUACAACAAAGCCAUUCCUCAGAAUGGGGCAGUGCAAAGGGUCUCUCGAAAGUGGCACCUCAUUUGAAUUCAAGAAUCUUUAAGAACGGUAUGCUUGUGAUGGUUAUUAUUGAUUGUUGUGAAAAAAAACAGUGUGAAAGUGUAGGUGGGAGAUAUAGAUAUUUUUUUGCCCACCCUGGAUGCCUUUAGUCUAUUUUUUUUACAUUUUUUACGUUGCUGCGUCCUUGUUGCUGGGCAGAAUGUCCAAAUGUCCAAAAAGCUCAGCGCUCCCCCUACUGGGGGCCGUUGUUACUGCCAUUUCGUUCAGCGUGAAGAAUAAUAAUAGAUAAGACGGUGUUGCAUGUUGUACGAAAACAUUUCAGUCUUUUUUGUUGAAGAUCAGCUGUCAACAAUCAUAUGCAUCAAGUGGCAAAAUGUAUUUAAUCUUUUUUUUUAUUUUACAUGAUACCAUUUUGACGAUUUUUAAUGUUUUAAAUGUUGGAUCGAAAAUAAAACGUUGUGAGCAUC
Molecule: messenger RNA, 1843 nt
Organism: Hippocampus zosterae (dwarf seahorse)
Lineage: Eukaryota; Metazoa; Chordata; Actinopteri; Syngnathiformes; Syngnathidae
Gene: stx10
Product: syntaxin-10
Exons: 9
Coding region: 120-863 (247 amino acids)
Biological process (GO): intracellular protein transport; Golgi vesicle transport; vesicle fusion
Cellular component (GO): endomembrane system; SNARE complex; synaptic vesicle membrane
Molecular function (GO): SNAP receptor activity; SNARE binding
Source: RefSeq, a predicted model, not a curated record